AUGGAGAAACACCACAUGGUAAGAGAGACACCCACUGCAAACAGAGAGGAACAGGCGUACUUGGAUCUCGUCAAAAGCAUUCUGGACACCGGCGAGCUGAGACAAGACCGUACAGGCACGGGGACGUACUCUCUCUUUGCGCCGCCCCAACUAAGAUUCGACUUGUCCAAUGGGAACUUCCCCCUCUUGACCACCAAGAAGGUCUUCCUCAAGGGCGUCCUCCUAGAACUGCUGUGGUUCAUCAAAGGUUCCACAGACGCAAAACUCCUCAGCGAACAGGGAGUUAAAAUAUGGGACGGUAACGGGUCCCGAGAGUACCUUGACUCGCUCGGCCUACACGACCGUGAAGCUGGCGAUUUGGGCCCAGUGUACGGAUUCCAAUGGAGACAUUUCGGUGCUCCCUAUAGAGAUUGCCACAGCGAUUACACCAAUGAGGGAGUCGACCAAAUUGCUCAGAUUAUCAAAACUCUGAAAACAAACCCCUAUGAUCGUAGGAUAAUUCUAUCUGCUUGGAAUCCGGCUGCAUUUGCCGAUAUGGCUUUACCACCUUGCCACGUACUUUGCCAAUUUUAUGUUAGUUUCCCGAAAAAUAAGUCGGAAAAACCAAAACUAAGCUGUCAAAUGUAUCAGCGUUCUUGCGAUGUUGGUCUUGGCGUCCCCUUUAACAUCGCCUCUUAUGCCCUUCUAACAUACAUGAUCGCCAUGGUGGUCGAUAUGGAACCGGGGGAAUUCGUUCAUGUCAUGGGUGAUACCCACGUCUAUGUGAACCACGUAGACGCCCUCAGAGAACAGCUUCAGAGAACUCCAAGACCUUUCCCGAAAUUGUCUAUAAAGAGGAAAGUCACAGAUAUAGACGAUUUCAAAUUCGACGAUUUCGAAGUGCUCGACUACAACCCUUAUCCUAGUAUAAAGAUGCCAAUGGCUGUUUGA
Messenger RNA from Pichia kudriavzevii, 930 nucleotides. RefSeq lists its product as uncharacterized. NCBI's taxonomy places the organism in Eukaryota, Fungi, Ascomycota, Pichiomycetes, Pichiales, Pichiaceae. The transcript has a single exon. The record is from RefSeq and is a predicted model, not a curated record. Gene Ontology annotation, biological process: dTMP biosynthetic process. Gene Ontology annotation, cellular component: mitochondrion; cytosol. The coding region runs from base 1 to 930 and encodes 309 amino acids. Gene Ontology annotation, molecular function: thymidylate synthase activity.